Messenger RNA from Monoraphidium neglectum, 861 nucleotides. Its product is annotated as pre-mRNA-splicing factor SPF27. Gene Ontology annotation, cellular component: Prp19 complex; precatalytic spliceosome; catalytic step 2 spliceosome. Bases 1 to 861 code for a protein of 286 amino acids. The transcript has 4 exons. NCBI's taxonomy places the organism in Eukaryota, Viridiplantae, Chlorophyta, Chlorophyceae, Sphaeropleales, Selenastraceae. The record is from RefSeq and is a predicted model, not a curated record. Gene Ontology annotation, biological process: mRNA processing.
AUGGCACAGAAAGUCUUAGCUAUCGAGUCAGCGAAGAGGCCAGGGGAGGAGCUCAUAGACGCCCUUCCCUAUAUAGACCCCCUGACGCCAGACAUCAAGAAGCAAGUGGAGUCGUUGAUAGAGGCAGAGAUGCGGAAUAGCACAAAGCGGCCCGCUGACUAUCUGAAGGAGCUGCCGGCGCUGCCGCCGGCCAAGUUCGAGGGCCACCCGCUGCUGCUGCAGGAGUACGAGCGGGUGCGCGCGCGGCAGCCGAUGCCGCCUUUGGACAUCACGCGGUUUAGGCUGGAUCCACCGCCGCAGGCCCGCCGCGGCGACCCUGCCGCGUGGCGCACAGCGCUGGACAACGCCAACGCGCAGCUGGAGCACCAGCUGAACCGCAUCGCUAACCUGGAGCUGCUGCUCAAGUUCGGCCCAAACACGUGGCGCGCACAGGCCGCGCUCAGCGCCGCGGCAGCAAAGCAGCUGGAGUCGCAGCUCGCAGACACGCGCAAGCAGAUUGAUGCGCUCAAUCGGGAGCGCAAGGUGCAGCAGAUGGCAGCCGGCAUCGAGCUGCGGCGGCUUGAGGACGAGUGGGCGAACGCGGUGCGCAAGAACCUGGAGAUAUCCAUGGCCUGCGAGAAGCUGGAGGCAGAGGUGGACGCGCUGACUGCGCAGCUGCCGCAGCAGGAGGAGGGGCAGCAGGGGCAGCAGCAGCAGCAGCAGCAGCAGCAGCAGCAGGAGGGCGGCAGCGGUGAUGAUCAACAGGGACAGCAGGAGCAGCAGCAGCAGCAGCACGGCGACGGCAACAACAGCAGCGAAGUCAGCAAAGAGCUGGCAAACGGGCAGCACACACGGGACGAGGCCGAGCCAAUGGAUGAGUAA